AUGGAAGAAUAUAUGGAGAAUGAUAGCAUCCAUAAUGGUAAGGAAGUUGAGGGAACAAAUGUAAACAAAGCUGAAGGUAAUACCUUAGGUGCUUCAUCCUCAGGAUUAACAAAAAAACGGGGAAAUACGUUAUGUCGAAAAAUUCAUGGACGACAAUUCAAAGAUAGACAAGAGAUCACCUUGAAUGAAGAAGGACAACCAAUUGGGCCAGAUGAAAAGAUAGUGUCUGAACUCAGUAGUUUUUUGGGGACACUAGGAAGAAGUUCAGAUUUAUGUCCUCUCACUUUCACUAGUUGGAUUGAUUUGGUUAAGCAUUGGGAGGAACACAAUUUGGAUCCAGUGUGGGAUUAUGUCAAUGAAAAAUAUAAUAUCCCAAAGGAAGGAAAGAAGGCUGUAUUUGCUAUUACAAAUGAUGCUUGGAAACGAUACAAAUGCUCGCUUAAAAGGAAGCAUUUUAGUAAGUAUAAAACCUUACGCGAGCAGCUAAAAAAUCGUCCACAAGAGGUACCAGAAGAAUAUUUUAGAAAUUUAUUGGAGUAUUGGAGAGAUGACAAAACUCUAGAAGUCAGUCAUCAAAAUACCGAAAAUAUAGUUCAACUGAAAUGGAGACAUCUAAUGGGGAAUAAAGGUUUUGCUGUUAUAAGAGAAAAAAUGCGUGAAAUAAUGAAGAUAAAGAACCUCCGACUCAAGCUGAAAUGUUCAUUGCUACUCGACAAAGUAGGAAAGGAAAGGAGUUGGAUUAAGAAACUAACCAUGCAAUUAUAA
Molecule: messenger RNA, 765 nt
Organism: Lathyrus sativus (Indian pea)
Lineage: Eukaryota; Viridiplantae; Streptophyta; Magnoliopsida; Fabales; Fabaceae
Source: the annotation of a GenBank genome assembly